This is a messenger RNA of Aspergillus versicolor CBS 583.65, 2276 nucleotides long. RefSeq lists its product as uncharacterized. The coding region runs from base 18 to 2156 and encodes 712 amino acids. The record is from RefSeq and is a predicted model, not a curated record. The transcript has 8 exons. Gene Ontology annotation, biological process: DNA-templated transcription; regulation of DNA-templated transcription. Lineage: Eukaryota; Fungi; Ascomycota; Eurotiomycetes; Eurotiales; Aspergillaceae. Gene Ontology annotation, molecular function: zinc ion binding; DNA-binding transcription factor activity, RNA polymerase II-specific; DNA binding.
GUCUGUAUGAGGCGGUGAUGUCUCCGAAGGGCCAUCAUACUCUAUCAGGGCUGAACAGACCCGAGUUCGUCAUCGGAAAGCCUCUUCCAGCAUGCGACCUCUGCCAUUCUCGGAAAGUAAAAUGCGACAGGGAGCAGACAUGCAAUAAUUGCGCUGCGGCAAAAGCACCAUGCAUUCGCUCGAGACAGCGACCUCCUCGUCGCGUAUCGAAGCGCCAAAGAGCUGCCCCUAUAAGUCGAUCCACCUCUCCCAGCCAGGCCAAUAACUUGUCUUCCGAGAGGCCACGGUGUAGUAGUUAUCAGCCUGCCUUGUAUUCACCCCACGCUGCUCACAAGGAAAGCCCUCCGGAGAGACUUGGUCGGACCUGUCCCUCGACACCAAGAGACACCCGCAAGCUGAUAUCUCUCCCUCUUGUUCCCGAGCCUUCCGACCAGACGGACAGUACAGGUAACCUACUGAUCAGACAGGAGCUCGAUUCCAACACGAAUCUGUCCUCGGACCGAAUCAAUGUCCUGGAAUCUGCACUCGCCCUGGUCCGCAAGUUUGUGGCAACUUCUGAGCGUGCUGAUGCCGUACCUCACGAGCCAGGGAUUGACAGUGACCUUCCCAUCCCACAAGAUGUGUCCAUGGAGUUGUUCUACAUGAUGUUCAGCGGCCAGGGCAGUGGUGGACCGGUCAGCUUGAAUCAUUGGCCUGACCACCUUCCCUUACAGACUUUGGAGCGAAUGUGUCUUGCUCUUGUGAACCGGACUGUCGAUGGUCAAAUCGCCGUUCAGUACAAGGUCUGCGUGUUUUCUCGAGCAACAAUGUUCGUAACUCGCUGGCUGCGGCUGUGUCCAUCGGAUGACCUUGCGCGCUGUCUUGUGAAGUCGAAGAAAAGCUAUGCAGCUGCCUGUCUGCAAUGCCUUCGGGAAGUCGACCUCACUGGAGGACAGAGCCUGCUCAUGCUGCAGACCCUUCUCUCUGGAGCCCACUUGGUUCAGCUUCUCGGUGAUUCAUCUAGAUCCUGGUUUCUUACUGCGUGUGCCGCUCGUGCUUUGGUGGCGUUGGGCUAUCACCAGUCCAGUAGAAUUACUGCAGACACUAAUGAAGGGUUUGAGAUUCGUCACUGUGUCUUUUGGUGCUACUAUUUUGAUAAGACGUUAAGCAUGCUUCUAGUUAGGCCCUCCUCUCUACCGGAUAUGCAGUUCGCCCCGGGGGACCUGGUGCAUACCGACUCGGACGACCCCUUGACAAUCAAAGUCAAGAUCCUGGUCAGGCUCGCCCAGGUCCAAGAUGCCUAUUUGCCGUUCAUCGUGGGACAUAAACGAGCACAAGCGGGGCCUGCUUCAGCACGCCUCGAUGCCCUCGAAACAGAGCUGCGGUAUAUUCAUGAAGACGUUAUCCAGUUUCGUCCGCAAUGCACAAACACGCCCACUCUCAUGAUAGAAUGGGACGCCCUCAAUUUUACCUUCUAUUCAAUAGCCACGACGGUGCUUCGUUUGAAUCCGUCAUCCCUGCAUGAUCGUGGUAAGCGUGAGCAGUGCCUCCAGUAUGCACGAGAAGCGCUUUGGUCUAUGCAAGCAUGCCAGAAACAUCUCGAUACAAUUACCCAUAUUGCGACUGACUUUCUUUUCUGGACAGCACUGCUGUAUCCCCUCACCCCGUUCUUCGUUGUAUUCUGCAAUGUGGUUGCCACUUCCAAUGUGCACGAUCUACGACUCCUUAAUGAAGUAACCGCGACAAUAUCCAAAGUAAAAGAACAGUGUGCCUUUGGAAUGAACCUCUACAUCAUGCUAUCUGAACUGAUUGCCAUGUGCACUCAACUUCAUGACGUGCAACCUGCACCAUCACAACUAACCCUCCAUGGCGAUUCCUUGGUAGAGGCGUCUCCUCAAGCCGAACGAGCAGCAGAACCAGCCAGCCAUACUAGUUUGAUGUCAGACGGUCAACCCGUAUCCUCCAGUUCCCACCCUAUAUCGCCAAUGCCAGCCCUAGACCAAUCCGCCACUGCCAGCGCCAUUCUGGGCCAACAGCCGUUUUCGUCCACGACAGCUGAGGCCGAAUCAGGGCAUGCGUCUAUCUGGGAGGAGGAUCUCAUGUCGGAGCUCUUCAAUAUUCAGCCGUCGGUUCAAUGGUUUGAUACGGACUAUUAUAAUUUGUUCGGUAUUCAGUAGACUAAGGGGGUAGUUUGGAUAGUUAGAAAGCUCUUGGGUUUGUUAUAUAUCUCGGAUGUUGCUGUCCAGUUAUUUAAUGACACCACUAUAUAUCUGCGGGCAUCGUCGUAUAUAAACCCC